Musca vetustissima is the source of this 1268-nucleotide messenger RNA. It is a transcript of the gene SppL, whose product is annotated as signal peptide peptidase-like 3. The coding region runs from base 1 to 1236 and encodes 411 amino acids. The record is from RefSeq and is a predicted model, not a curated record. NCBI's taxonomy places the organism in Eukaryota, Metazoa, Arthropoda, Insecta, Diptera, Muscidae. The transcript is spliced from 6 exons. Gene Ontology annotation, biological process: membrane protein proteolysis. Gene Ontology annotation, molecular function: aspartic endopeptidase activity, intramembrane cleaving. Gene Ontology annotation, cellular component: cytoplasmic side of endoplasmic reticulum membrane; lumenal side of endoplasmic reticulum membrane; Golgi-associated vesicle membrane.
AUGUCGCCCGGUUCUUUAAAUGGUGGAGCAGGAGCAGCCGCAGCAGCAGCAGGUUAUAUCGAUAGUAGUAGCGCCACCUCCAAUACAUUUCAAAUAGCCGCCAACGGUAUCAUGGAUUCAUCGAGAGUUUCAACAUGCCUCAUCUCGAUGCUAUUGAUUGUCUAUGGCAGUUUUCGCAGUCUCAAUAUAGAGCAGGAAGCCCGCGAGCGGGAGCUAAAGAAACGCAAUGAAUCGACAACGAAUUUACUGACGGGCGAACCGGUACAACAGGAAACGAGUAAAUUUGCCACAUUGGAUACAAUGCAUGCCCUCUGUUUGCCGUUGGGCGCCUCCAUUUCACUUUUAAUAAUGUUCUUCUUUUUCGAUUCAAUGCAACUAUUGUUUGCCGUCUGCACAGCAAUAAUUGCAACAGUGGCUUUAGCCUUUCUACUCUUGCCCAUGUGUCAGUAUAUAAUACGCCCCUGCACUGAUGGUACACGAAUCUCAUUUGGAGUCUGUGGACGUUUUACUGCCGCUGAACUAUUUAGUUUUACUCUAUCGGUGUCAAUUGUUUGUGUGUGGGUGCUAACCGGUCAUUGGCUGUUGAUGGAUGCUAUGGGCAUGGGCCUCUGUGUGGCCUUCAUCGCCUUUGUCCGUUUGCCCAGCCUUAAAGUAUCCACCCUGCUGCUAACCGGCCUUCUAAUCUACGAUGUCUUUUGGGUCUUCUUCUCGUCGUAUAUAUUUAGCACAAAUGUUAUGGUGAAAGUGGCAACACGUCCCGCCGACAACCCGGUGGGUAUUGUUGCGCGAAAACUUAAUUUGGGCAAUAUGGUGAAGGAGGCGCCAAAAUUGAAUUUACCGGGAAAACUGGUUUUUCCCAGCAUACACAAUACGGGACAUUUUUCAAUGUUGGGUCUGGGUGACAUUGUAAUGCCGGGACUGUUGUUGUGUUUUGUGCUGCGCUACGAUGCCUAUAAGAAGGCGCAAAUUGUAACGAACGAUCAAAUGCUACCACCGCCAAAGGGUGUCGGCUCAAGGUUGACAUAUUUUCAUUGUUCCUUAUUGGGUUACUUUUUGGGUCUACUUACCGCCACUGUAAGCUCUGAGGUCUUUAAAGCAGCGCAACCAGCUCUUCUCUAUUUGGUUCCAUUCACAUUACUGCCUUUGUUGACAAUGGCUUAUCUGAAGGGCGAUCUGCGUCGCAUGUGGAGUGAACCAUUUAUUACCCAACAACCAUCAAAACAACUGGAAGUCUGAGUGUUUUUCAUCAAACGAAAAUACUGUUUUUU